Cooperia oncophora is the source of this 1272-nucleotide messenger RNA. NCBI's taxonomy places the organism in Eukaryota, Metazoa, Nematoda, Chromadorea, Rhabditida, Trichostrongylidae. The record is from the annotation of a GenBank genome assembly.
AUGGAGACUGGCCGGAUAGUUAGCUGGCAGAAGAAAGAGGGAGACGAACUGGCUGAAGGUGACGUGUUGUGUGAGAUCGAGACGGACAAGGCCACCAUGGGUUUUGAAACUCCCGAAGAAGGUUUCCUUGCAAAAAUUGUCAUUCCUGAAGACACCAGGGGCGUACCAAUUGGAAAACUACUUUGCAUAAUAGUCGACAGCAAAGAUAAAGUGGCAGCGUUCAAGAACUUCAAAGAUGAUGGAGCAACAGUGAAACCACCACCGCCUGCUCCUGCGCCAGCCUCACCACCUCCCGCAGCACCAGCGGCUGCACCACCCCCUCCGCCGCCUCCUUCGGCUGCUGCACCCCCUCCACCUGCAGCUGCUCAUCCGGGAGGACAUGUAAGCGCUACGCCUUUCGCCCGGAAGCUCGCUGCUGAGCGUGGCGUGGAUAUAAGUGGAGUAGCUGGUACGGGUCCUGGUGGACGAAUUCUCGCAGCAGACCUUGCACGAGCUCCGGCUGGUGCGGCCGCACCGGCAGCUGCCGGAGCUGCAGCAGCGCGUCCAGCCAUUCCUAGUACGCCGGGUGCUGCUUAUACAGAUAUUCCCCUUACGGGUAUGCGCAGUACUAUUGCAAAGCGUUUAACGGAAAGCAAGAGCACAAUUCCUCAUUACUAUCUCACCGCUGAAAUUAACAUCGACGCGUUGCUCAAAGUGCGUGAGAAAUUGAAUAAAUUGCUCGCUCAAGGAACCGGUGGAUCAACCAAGAUCUCCAUAAAUGAUUUUAUUGUCAAGGCAUCUGCUUUGGCGUGUCUGCGUGUACCGGAAGUCAACAGUUUCUGGAUGGAAUCGUUCAUUCGUCAGAAUAACACCGUCGAUGUGAGUGUAGCUGUGAGCACUCCAUCGGGACUGAUUACCCCUAUUGUAUUCAACGCUCAUGCAAAGGGUCUGGCCACCAUAUCGGCGGAGGUCACGGAAUUGGCUGCUCGUGCCCGAGAGGGUAAAUUGCAACCAAACGAGUUCCAGGGUGGCACUUUCACGGUGUCGAACCUUGGCAUGUACGGAAGUGUUACCGAUUUCACAGCCAUCAUCAACCCGCCUCAAUCAUGUAUCCUUGCAAUAGGUGGUGCCGAAACGAAGCUGGUUCCAUGCGAAGAGGAAGGAUACCGGAGUACAAAAGUCAUGAAAGUGACACUGUCCUGUGAUCAUCGCGUCGUAGAUGGAGCAGUCGGAGCGGUCUGGUUAAAACAUUUCAAAGAGUUCCUCGAAAAGCCGCACACCAUGCUUCUUUGA